This is a messenger RNA of Lingula anatina, 750 nucleotides long. Its product is annotated as dual specificity protein phosphatase 3. Gene Ontology annotation, cellular component: cytoplasm. Gene Ontology annotation, molecular function: MAP kinase phosphatase activity; protein tyrosine/serine/threonine phosphatase activity. The record is from RefSeq and is a predicted model, not a curated record. Gene Ontology annotation, biological process: protein dephosphorylation; negative regulation of MAPK cascade. Lineage: Eukaryota; Metazoa; Brachiopoda; Lingulata; Lingulida; Lingulidae.
UCACUGCAGGUAGGGAAAAGUUGUGAAGAUUCCUGCAUCAUUUUCGUUUUAAAAUUGCUUGAAAUGGCAGAGAGGGUAUCUAGUCCUUGCACUGUGGAAAAACUGAAGAAAAUUAUCCAAGAUGUACGGCCGUCUUCCUCAAGACCUCCUGACAAGACUAAGAACAGGAAAGACCCAACCUGGUCAGCCAUUCUGCAGAUACAGGCACAUUCCAUGACUAACAGAUACAAUGAGGUGUAUCCAGGGAUUUUCCUCGGCGAUCACUCAUUAGCCAAAAAUAAAGAAGAACUUGUCUCCCUGGGUAUAACUCAUCUUCUUAAUGCUGCAGAGGGAACAAAGUUCAAUCAGAUCAGUACAAAUCAGGAAUAUUACCAGGACGUAAAUAUUAAAUAUUUUGGAAUCCAUGGUCAGGAUGUUAUGACUUUCAAACUGUCCAAGUAUUUCAAAGAAGCUGCUGAUUUCAUAGAUGAAUGCUUGAAAUCUGGAGGGAAAAUAUACGUCCAUUGCUUUGAAGGAGUCAGUCGAUCUGCCACAUUGGUGACGUCAUAUCUCAUGUUAAAGCAGGGCCAGACUGCCGUGGAUGCACUGACAUUACUGAGACAAAAGAGGGAGGUCAUGCCAAAUACAGGAUUCAUGAAACAGUUAUGUGAACUGGAUGAAGAAUUACGAGUGCACUGACAUUACUGAGACAAAAGAGGGAGGUCAUGCCAAAUACAGGAUUCAUGAGACAGUUAUGUGAACUGGUUGAUG